This is a messenger RNA of Chaetomium fimeti, 1908 nucleotides long. RefSeq lists its product as uncharacterized. The coding region runs from base 1 to 1908 and encodes 635 amino acids. NCBI's taxonomy places the organism in Eukaryota, Fungi, Ascomycota, Sordariomycetes, Sordariales, Chaetomiaceae. The record is from RefSeq and is a predicted model, not a curated record. The transcript is spliced from 7 exons.
AUGGGCAACGUCGACUAUGGCCCACAGCUGAAUGUCUUGACUUGGCUGUUGAUAUCCAUUUCGGGCCUCUUUCUUUUCACGCGGCUUUAUCUCAAGCACUGCCAACACCGUGGGCUCUGGUGGGAUGACUGGAUCCUGCUGGCUUCAUGGGUGGCCUUGGCGGCUUCGGCCAGUCUCGUCGCGUUCCUCGUCAGCAUCGACUACGGCAAGAGGUUCAUUCCCUUCCACAACGCCAUAAAGUUCGGCUUGCCUGUCAACGUCCUCUCGACGUUGGUGAUCAUCGCCAACCUCUGGGGCAAAACGUCAUUCGCCGUCACUCUCCUGAGGUUACCUGUCCGGUGGAUGCGGAUCAGCGUGUGGUACAUUCUCACGACUCUCACACUGACCCUCACGGCCAGCGUCCUUAUGGUUUGGAUCGAAUGCGGCCCUUUCAAGUUGGCGGGGGAUUGUGUCCCGGUUGGUGUAUCGAUAAGGUACAACGUGUUCUCCUGUGCAUACUCGGCGGCUGUGGAUGUUGCGCUUGCGGUUUUGCCGUGGAAGUACCUGGUGAGCCAGCAGAUGAGUAAGAAGGAGAAGACUGGUGCCAUGGUUGCAAUGAGCAUGGGGAUAUUCGCUGGAGCGACAGCGGCGGCCAAGGCGUCAACCAUCCCACAGCUCCAAGGCAGCACUGAUGCUAGGGGCAGCAUCCCGCUGGUGGCUCUAUCGCUCGCAGAAGCGGCCGUGUGCAUUGUCGCAGCAUCGAUACCCAUCCUCCGGGCGCUCUCGCGGGGAGGGUUUCGAGGACCUGUCCAUUUUGGAUACCAGACGGGUUAUGGAACAGCCAUGGUCGAAUCUGAACGGCAGGGGGUGACAAGCCUGCGAAGCCAAACGACUUUUGUCUCAUUGCCAAUUCAAGGCUCCCGGCGCCCGCAGUCUGGGCAGCUGGAAACCGGAAUAGGAAUCCAACAACAACAACAACGGCGGGGCACAUCUCUCUGGAAUGACCCGGACAAGUCGUACGCGUACAUUUGUUGGUGCCAGCCGCCAUUUCCCGUCGAUAACGACGACAACGACGACGACGACGACGACGACGACGACAAAGACGAUGAAGAGGAGGGGGAAGAUGGUUGCGACGGUGGCAAGACGUGCCUCUGCGGCAAGCCGGCACAGGAACAUCCCGAUCACAAAUGGAUAACGAUGUUGACAUGGCCCGAUUUCGCGACCCCCGGCAAUUUCGACAUGCACACGUUUAGCGACCACGCAGCGUACGGGGUGGUGGAGGUAAUCGAGAACCUGCUGCUGGAUUUCGUCGAGGCGAACGGCAAUUGGAGAGAACAAUGGGUUGUGAUCGACGAUCCGGACACGGUCAACCACCUCAUCCGCCUCGUCGGGCGCACUUUUCUCGCCAUGCUCGCCCAACUGGAACGCCAGCGCCGCCUCGGCCCCGACUCCGAAGUCAAGGACCUCGGCCUGAUCAUGUCCUUAUACAUCGAGACUGCCAGGACCAUGCAGGUCAACGAUCUGCUCAAGGACGGCGACGAGGAAACAGUCGAGCUGAAGAUGCCCGACGGGUCCACGGAAAAAUACACCUUCGACCUCGGCAAGUUGGACGAGUACAUUCUCGGCUAUGUCGAACGCCACAGCAUUUCGGUGCCGGACGCGCCUCAGGACGGCGAGGGCGCCGCCGAGGAGCUACCCCCCCAGACGAGUGAGGACCCCUGGAACACGGCCGAGGCGUUCCGCCGGUACGAGAGGGUCCACGGGAAAGCGAGCGGGCCUGGGGAGAAGCCGGCCAUAGGCGGGGACCGUUACGACAUCACCACCUGGACGAGUGCCGAGCGGCGGUCGGCCAGCUUCAAGAAGCGGGACCCGUUUAGCAAGAAGGAGAUUGCGGCGCUCAAGCUGGGUUUUAUGCUGGGUUUUGAGUAA